AUGGUGGCACCUGCUCUGAUGUCCAGUUCCAGCGCAGUGGGUUCGAUGUCGGCCGCCGCUGGAGCAGUAGUGGCCAAGCUUUUAUGCGCAGACAGCGAUGUGCAGGCGCAUGGUCAACGCCUGGAGGAGGUGAAGAGGCAAGCGACGCAAAGUAGUCCCGCAGCAAUUGAUCCAGUUGUAGCCGUCCGCCAUAUGCUUGAGACGGUGGACUGGGGAUUAGCAAACGAGGGGAGGUUUCGGCUGCAUCGUGCAAGUGACUUUCUCAAGGAGUGUCUCACAUUGAGGUGGAAAGAGGAGUCAGAGGCACAAGUUCUAAAUGGCUCUAUCGAGAAAGAGUAUGAAAGACACUUGCAUAAAGUGCGGCAUCUGUGCAUUGCCCCCAGCAGCAAGAAGGCUCCAGUGCUCCGUCCAAAGGUGUAUUCUGCGCACUCUGUUGAGCAGCCAACAGAAAAAGACGGGAGUCAGAGACUGUUCGAUCCACAGCACGGCACCGUGCGCGACAAGCUUGGUCUAUGCGCUGCUCUAGCUUACGUCGUCUAUGAGUUCUUGCAAUUGCGGCAUGCAGCAUGUGGCAGCUUGCAAGACUCCCCCCGCAGGUCCCUCAGACUUGCACUUACGGCACUAUCGCAGCACGAUGCGCUGGCCAAAGGCAAAGAAGGAGAGUCAACAGCAUCGCUUGGCGGAACGCAGAAGGGACACAGCUGGUGGCAGAAGGCUGCUUGUGCUGAGACGGAUUUUCGCAGCGCAGCCAUAACAUUGAUCUGCAUUCUUGAUGCUGCGCUCAGCUGGAGUCCUCUGGAUGUGUUCGGGUGGACAGGGAAGCCCGAGGAUGUGGAAUCAGCCUUGCUGGCUCGUCAAAGAGAUGCAUGCAGUUUUUCAUUCUUCGCCGAGAAGCUGCGCACCUGUCUUAAGACUGCUUGCUCCGACUCUCUGAAAGCGACGUCUCGGAUUGACUUUCACUUCGCAGCUAUGCGUCGGCGAGACCUACCAAAGGAGUGGACCACAGCAUGGGUCCGAAAUGAUGCUGGCCCAAUGAUUGUUCGAAACAGGACACAGGUGCCUUUGCGCAUCGAGCUUCGGCAAGCGAAUCAAGCUGAGGACCACAAAGCUGGGUCAAUAGCUGGGAUGCUUCUUGACAUGUUUCAGCCGGUAUCUGACCAGCCAGUUCUAGCAGCUCACGUUGAGCCCGGAAUUGAGUGGGCGUUCCGCCCAAAGAAAGAGGCAGGAAGGGAGUUUCAGCUUCACAUGCUGACGACCUCAGGCGUGCAGGUGUGUUCCCGUCGGCUUGCGCGAGGUGAGUCAUUUGAUUUCCAUGUUGAGGUUCCAGCAAAGCCUGCGCAACUUCGGACCUGGAUGAGGGCCAAGAAGGAUGUUGAGUUUGAGCUGGAGCAGCUGGUGGCCUCGAGACGACUUAGAGAUGCAGAGUGUAUGGUGGACACAAAGAUGAGUCUUCACGAGGUCUUGAAGGAUUUGACCCUGUGGUUGACUUUCGAGAUGUAUUUAAAGCAGCCACUUUCCACUCAGUGGCUUGGAGAUGCGAGCGAUGUGCUUGAAGCAGCCAAGGCGAGUGAGCAUGCUACAAUAGCAGGGACAGCAUUGGCCCGGUUCCUGAACAAAGAGUGGGAGCAGCAUCCACCGCCGAAUGGCCGGCUGGACUGGCCCAAAGAGGAAGAUGGUAUCCAGCUGCAGAUCACGACCAACAAUUAUGUUUGCGAUGAGGAGGCAAGGAUCACACCCUGGGAGGGCAUCCAGCUCGACAAGGAGAACCAGCCUCCUCGCCCCGAUGUGAUUCCAAUCACAUUUGGCCGAUUUGACGUUCAGGAUGCAGAUGUCAUCGACGUCUUCAAUGCCCUGGCCGACACGAAGGGUGAGGCUGAAUGGGAUGACCUUUUGAUGAAUGGCCCUGGCGUCACGUACUUGGGGGACUUCCCGCAGGAGUUUGCCCGAGCAGCUGCUGUCAGUUUUGUGGCGCGUCCAUUUCCAGACAGACAAGUUUACCAGUGGAUGGUCUACAACUCGUCCAAGAGCUUUGAUGACAUGAUGGUGGUCUACUCGACACGAAGAAAUGCCGAGCUGUACAAGCGUGGUGUCGAACCAGAAGGCUGGCCAGCUGUGCAGGCCCAGAACUGCCUCGGGGCCUACCACGUGGUUGCUUUGCCACAGGGUGGCUGUCAUGUUGUCUUUACGACCAUGGUGAACUCACACCCUCCGUGGCCGAUCACUGCACAGUUUGUCUUCAACAUUGCCUGGACAAAAACAGCGGAGUACAUUCAGAAACUUCGAGCACGUGCACAGCUCCUAAAGCGAAGGCGUCUCGCUGCAGGCGCUCCUGUCGAGCCUGCAGUUCCGCGGUGGAUGUUGUUCGACGGCAUGCUUCCUAACAAGACUGAAUCUGGCAAUUUCUUCGUGGAGGGCGUGCCAAAAGUCAACCCUCCUUUUCAAGGACCCGAUUAUGUGGUUGACGUAAUUCAAAUAGACCUGUUGAACGACUUGCUUCGCAUUGCGAAGUCUGGCGGACUGUCCUCGACAUGGCUUUGUGCGCUUCUUGUGGUAGCCUUGGUGGCCUCAGCCGCUGCAGUUUGGCGGCGACGGAGGUUACAAGCAUGGCAGUCUCUGGCAGGUGACGAGCUGGAAAAGGGGCUCAGCCCAGCUUUUGCCGAGCAGUGUGCGGCCCUGAUUCUGAAGGCAAGCAAAACCCAUGUGGACACCAUCAAGUCACCCAGUUCGCCGAUACCGGAGUUCUACCUUGAGAUCGCGGAGAACAGUCCUCAUGGCCAACAGAAGAAAGGGCAAAUUCGUGAGAUGUCUGAUGCAGUGGCUGAGAUCCAUGCCAGUUUCUGCGCGUUUCAGGAGCAGAACCAGAUCUUUGCCCCAGCAGCCCCAGUGCCAUUGCCAGUUCUGAUUGUCACUGGAUCUCUGGGAAGUGGAAAAACGACUUUGAUGAAGCGGCUCAUGAAUCGACGGGCAAAUCUGCGAAUCGCAGCCUUAGCACACGACUUGGCCUCCAAGCUGAAUAUUGAUGCUUCCUUCCUGGCGGCUGAGAUGCAGCCAGGCAUGGGAAAGGGCGAGUACAUGUUUCAAUCCUCGGCAUGGAGAGACGGCGAAGUUGCUGGCUUGUCUGGCUGUGCUUGCUGUCCGGGCUUCGAUGACGCGCUCAGCUUGGCUGUGAAGACGGCCUUGCGGGAAGGUGCAGACAGGGGCCUGUUGGAUUACUUGCUCUUGGAGACAAGUGGAGCGGCCGACCCUCGCCAAAUUGUGGCGGCCUUGGAGGUACGCUUUGGGCCGCUGGCACGAGCCAGACUGGAUCGGGUGGUAACCGUGGUGGACGCAGAGCGUGUUCUUUCCGAAGGACAGCAUUGGCUGGACCAAGCAACCCAGGCAUCUGCAUCCGUCACCCGGCGGGAUGAGUUUCAACUGCAGCUCGCUCAGCUUUCAGUUGCGGACGUCAUUCUGCUGAACAAGGUGGAUCUUUGCAAAGAGUCGGGGAAGGCAUUGGAGCUGCUUCAACGGCUUUGCCCACAGGCGAAGGUCCUUAGCUGCUGCUAUGGCGAUGUGCCCGUGCCAGAGCUGCUGGAUGUGGUGCCAGCACCUCCAUCUGCCAGCACAACUGUGUCCCAUGAGGACAUCCCGUCCUGCUGGCAGGUCUCGACCAGCCUGGAAUCCUCCAGGGAAAGUCGAACGGCACAGCUGCCCGGAGGUCCAGCAAAGCUUCAUCACCGCGUGCUAGAAUGGUCAACUCACGGUGAAAACAAGCCAGUGCAGCUCGGCAGGCUCCAGCACAUGCUCUGCGUGCACAUCCCACGUGUGAGGCAAUGGCUUCGGAGAGCAAAAGGCGUGUUAUGGGUUGCAGAAGACCCCCGUGCAAAGUGGGAAUGGGAAUUGAGCGGACAACUUCGCUACAGUUGUCGACGUACACCCAGUGGCUUUGGUGGCGCUCAGGCUUUCAGCAGCCUUGUCCUGAUAUUCGCUCAUGGUGUGCCAGAUGUCGACCUCCUUGAAAUGCAAAAGGUGCUUGAUGACCUGACGGCGCAUCCCCCACAAAUGUCCUUGCAAAAGGAUAUUCUGCAACCGUUGAUGGACGGGAGCCCGGAUUUCGAGAUCCUUGACACACCAAGCGACCAGCCAGACGGCUGCAUGCGAUUUCGGCUCACAGGCCGAAAAUAUUUUCAUCUGAGCAACGAUACCGAUCUUUCAGAACCGCCCUACCGUAUCGACCUUGACACGCUGAACAGGGACCUCGCUCAACUAGUGAGUGCCGAGAAGGGUGGCAUCUUCUUGGCAACCGGAGAGGGCAUUUGCAAAGACAGAGGCCAAAGAGUUUUGGCUUUGCUGUGGCCUUUGGCCUGCUGGAAGCACCCAGAAGGUGUGCCGACGCCGCUGCAGGUCGUCCUAGCUGCAGCAAGGGCAGUUGCUCCGGUGCUCUUGCAGCAGUAUUUUGGACACGUGACAAGCUGUCAUUGCGGCCAAUGA
Molecule: messenger RNA, 4470 nt
Organism: Symbiodinium pilosum
Lineage: Eukaryota; Dinophyceae; Suessiales; Symbiodiniaceae
Source: the annotation of a GenBank genome assembly